Medicago truncatula (barrel medic) is the source of this 495-nucleotide messenger RNA. RefSeq names its product secreted RxLR effector protein 161-like. Lineage: Eukaryota; Viridiplantae; Streptophyta; Magnoliopsida; Fabales; Fabaceae. The transcript has a single exon. The record is from RefSeq and is a predicted model, not a curated record. The coding region runs from base 1 to 495 and encodes 164 amino acids.
AUGGAGGGUACUCCCUAUGCAAGUGGGGUUGGAAGCAUCAUGUAUGGUAUGGUUUGUAGUAGACCAGACUUAUCCUACGCAAUUAGUGUGAUAAGUCGGUUUAUGGCAAAUCUGGGUCAAGUGCACUGGCAAGCUUUGAAGUGGGUUCUGAGAUAUUUGAAUGAAUCUUUGAAAGGUUGUCUAAGGUAUACAAGGUCACAACCAGGUAGGGAGGCUUUGGAGGGAUAUGUGGAUGUGGACUAUGUAGGUAAUGUAGACACUAGGAUAUCUUUGUCAGGUUUUGUGUUUACAUUGUUCGGUACACUAGUAACUUGGAAGGCAAAUCAACAAUCAGUUGUAGCUCUUUCAACAACUCAAGCAGAGUACAUAGCCCUUGUUGAAGGGGUCAAGGAAGCCAUAUGGUUGAAAGGUAUGAUUGGAGAAAUGGGGAUUAGUCAAAGGCGUGCGAAGAUAUAUUAUGAUAGCCAAAGUGCCAUUCAUUUGGCAAAUCAUUAG